Messenger RNA from Mangifera indica (mango), 762 nucleotides. RefSeq names its product ubiquitin domain-containing protein 2-like. The transcript is spliced from 4 exons. The record is from RefSeq and is a predicted model, not a curated record. NCBI's taxonomy places the organism in Eukaryota, Viridiplantae, Streptophyta, Magnoliopsida, Sapindales, Anacardiaceae. Bases 203 to 550 code for a protein of 115 amino acids.
UUAAUUGUUUCCGCUUUGAAUUUUUUUUCAACUCACGGAAGAAACGCACGGACGCUCACCGGAAAACAAAAAAAUCUCUCUCACUCCUUCACGCUCUCGGCUUUCCUUAUAUAAUAAUAAUAAUUAUUAUUAAUUGAUUUCAUUUCUCCCUGAACGAGGACUGCGAAAACCUCAAAUCUUGGAGCAAAGAUUCAGCAUCAGCAUGGGCUGCGCUGGAUCCUCACACACCAAAGCCGACGCAGGGUCUGUGAAAAAGAUUCGAAAGCCAAAGUCAUGGAAACAUCCUCAGCCAAUAACGAAGUCUCAGUUGAUGCAGCUGCGUGAUGAGUUUUGGGAUACUGCUCCUCAUUAUGGUGGCCGGAAAGAGAUAUGGGAUGCACUUCGAGCUGCAGCUGAAGCAGAUCUAACUCUUGCACAAGCUAUUAUUGACAGUGCGGGGGUCAUUGUUCAAAAUCCUGAUUUGACAAUUUGCUAUGACGAAAGAGGUGCAAAAUAUGAACUACCCAAGUAUGUUUUGAGUGAACCAACGAACUUAAUCCAUGAAGGCUAAAAUAGGGAGAUGCAGGUAUCUUACACAAGAUUUGAUUGUAAAUCAUGUAUAUCGUUCUCUCGAAUCAACCUCCAUAUUUUGUUUCUUAAUUUGACCUCUUCAUUUGUGUUUGUUUGGACUUGUUUCGAGUCUGUUUUUUCUCUGGUUAACUGAACAAGAACAUGUGGAUUUUGUAAAAAGGGAAGGAACCAGUUCUAAUUUUUCUGCAAAAA